AUGGCCAGGCUCGCCGACUACUUUGUUGUGGUCGGUUACGACCUAGAGAAGCGAGAGGCUGAAGGCGUUGUUGUUGUGGUGAACGUCCCCGUUUGCAACAAGGACGUUUUUGCCUUCAUCCACGUGCUUGGUGAUUUCAGUGCUGCGGUUUCUGAAGUUCCCGGACAGAAAGCCCAGCUGUACCAGCCGGGCCAGGAGCAGAGAGAGGAGAGUUUGCGGACUAUAACAUUAGGUGCUGGCGACCGGCAAGUCAUCCAGACUCCGAUCAACGAGUCUCUUCCUGUCAGCGGCAGCAGUGUGGCCCAGCUCUUCAGACAGCUCGGUAUAGCCAAUGUUCUCUGUCUGUUCUGCGCCGCCCUGACGGAGCAUAAAAUCCUCUUCCUGUCCAGCAGCUACCAGAGACUAACGGACGCCUGCCGGGCGUUGCUGGCCAUCAUGUUUCCUCUCAAGUACAGCUUCACUUACAUUCCCAUCCUACCUGGAAAACUCCUCGAGGUCCUGAGCACGCCCACGCCCUUCAUCAUUGGUGUCAACUCCUUCUUCCGCUCUGAGACUCAAGAGCUGCUGGACGUGAUCAUUGCCGACCUGGAUGGAGGCACAGUUACCAUCCCCGAGUGCGUGCACAUCUCCCUGCUGCCUGAACCUCUGCUGCAGCAGACGCAGACGGCGCUCUCCAUGGUUUUGGAUCCGGAGCUGGAAGUUGCCGAUCAUGCAUUCCCCCCACAGUCCACGACACCCUCUGCUCUCAAAAUCCAGGACAAGGAGAUCCGAGCGGUCUUUCUGUGGCUGUUCGCUCGGCUCUUCCAGGGCUAUCGCUGGUGUUUACAUAUCAUCCGCAUUCACCCAGAGCCUGUGAUUCGCUUCCAUAAGGCUGCCUUCCUGGGCCAGAGGGCGUUGUCAGAGGACGACUUCCUCACCAAGGUGUUAGACGGCAUGGCGUUCGCCGGCUUUGUGUCGGAGAGAGGUCCCCCCUACAGAGCCACCGACCUGUUUGAUGACCUGGUAGCAAACCAGGUGGAGCGGAUACGACAAGAGGAGGCCUGUCCGCACAAAGUCAUGAACCACGCCAAGGAGGUUGCAGAGCAGCUCUUCAAAAACGAGAAUCCCUACCCCGCUGUGGCCAUGCACAAAAUCCAGCGACCGUCAGAAAACGGUCACAACAACGCACAGAAUCGGGCGCCUUUCCCCUUGCUGGACGACGUAGCGGUGCAGCUGUUCAUCGAUCACGCCGCUGCCAAGCUCAAGACCGCACCUCCCGCCGUCAAGCCGGAGCUCAAGAGCAUGGUGCCAUCUGGGCCGCCGCUGGGAGAUGUCGUGGACAGGAACGGCAACGUGAUGGCUAACAGCGCUCGCAGGCUGGAGGUGGUCAGGAACUGCAUCACGUACAUUUUUGAGAACAAGAUGCUGGAGGCCAAGAAGCUGAUGCCAGCGGUGCUGCGGGCGUUGAAGGGUCGGGCAGCUCGCGUGUGUUUGACUCAGGAGCUCAAUCAACACGUCCUGCAGAACCGAGCGGUCCUGGAUGACCAGCAGUUUGACUACAUCGUGCGCAUGAUGAACUGCACCUUGCAGGACUGUUCACACAUGGAUGAACACGGGAUCGCGGCGGCGCUGCUUCCCCUGGUCACAGCCUUCUGCAGAAAACUGGGAGCAGGCGUCACCCAGUUUGCCUACAGCUGUGUGCAGGAGCACAUGGUGUGGACCAACAUGCAGUUCUGGGAGGCCAUGUUCUACAGCGACGUCCAGAACCACAUCCGACACCUGUACCUGGAGACGGAGGACGGAGGGCAGCACAACAACUCGGAACAGCACGUCGCCUCGGGCAACAGAAGGGAAAUCGGCGCCCUGGAGCUGGCGUCGGAGCAGAGCCGGCUGUGGCCGACGCUCUGCAAAGAAAUGCAGAUGGAGCGCGUGCAGAAGGAGGAGAGCACGGUGUUCAGCCAGGCCAUCCACUACGCCAACAGGAUGAGCUACCUGCUGCUCCCGCUGGACACCAGCAAGAACCGGCUGCUGCGGAGCUCCGGCCUCGGAGACGUGGAGAGCGUUAGCAACAGCUACGUCACAAACAGCAUUGCAGGCAGCAUGGCGGAAAGCUACGACACGGAGAGCGGCUUUGAAGACGCAGAGAGCUCCGACGUGGCAAACUCCGUGGUGCGCUUCAUUAACCGCUUUGUCGAUAAAGUGUGCAAUGAGAGCGGCGUGACCAACGAGCACCUCAAAGCUCUCCACGCCAUGAUACCAGAUAUCGUUCAGAUGCACAUCGAGACGCUGGAAGCAGUCCACAGGGAGAGUAAGAGACUGCCUCCCAUCCAAAAGCCCAAGCUGCUAAGGCCGACUCUGCUGCCUGGCGAGGAGCUGGUGAUGGAAGGCAUGCGUGUUCACCUGAUCCCCGAUGGGCGCGAGGAGGCCACGGGGCUAAUGGGAGGUCCGCCUCUACUGCCAGCGGAGGGCGCCAUCUUCCUUACCACGUACCGGCUCAUCUUCAAGGGCACGCCCACCGAUCCACUGGUUGGAGAGCAGGCAGUCACUCGCUCCUUCCCCGUCGCCUCGCUGACGAAGGAGAAGAGGAUAUCGGUCUCGUUAACGAUGGACCAGUUUGUCCAGGAGGGGCUCCAGCUGCGGUCCUGCACCUUCCAGCUUAUGAAGAUUGCAUUUGAUGAGGAGGUGGCGUCUGAUCUGGCGGAAGUUUUCAGGAAGCAUUUGCACAAACUGCGUUACCCUCAGCACGUGCAGGGCACCUUCGCCUUCACUGUGGGGCAGAGUGGCAAAAUGGUGGUGGAGCACAAGACGAAGGACAAGAACCAGUCGCUCAAGACUCUUUCCAAAAACCUGGUGAAGAGUGCCAAGAGAACCAUCGGCCGCCAAUAUGUGACCAGGAAGAAGUACUCUCCUCCCACCUGGGAGAACAGGAGCAGCCUCCAGUCAGAGCUGGAUGAAGAUGAGAUCUCAGUCUCAGAGGAAGUGGACCAGAGCUCCCUGACCCUGUCCUCCACCAUCCGCUCGUCGGACAGGCAGACCAUGAGCAACGUUGUAGAGCGAGCCUGUUGUCGUGACUACCAGCGUCUGGGUCUGGGGACGCUUAGUAACAGCCUGACGCGGUCUAAGAACGAGCCCUUCAGGAUCUCCACCGCUAACCGCAUGUACACCGUGUGCAGGAGCUACCCCGGCCUGCUGAUCGUCCCUCAGAGCAUCCCAGACUCAACUAUCAACAGAAUCUGUCGCUGCUACCGGCAGAACCGCUUCCCCGUGGUGUGCUGGAGGAAUUCACGGACCAAGGCCGUCCUGCUGCGCUCGGCGGGGCUUCACGCCAAGGGGGUGGUGGGCUUCUUCAAGUCUCCCAAUGCCCCCACUGCAGUGCCCUCUCAGGCCGACUCCACCAGUCUGGAGCAGGAGAAGUAUCUCCACGCCAUCAUCAGCUCCAUGCCUUCUUACAGCGAGAAUAGUGGCAGAAACACGCUGAGCGGCUUCACAUCCACACACAUGAACACCUCCGACUCAUCAGACAAGCUGAGGCAGCCCAAGAUCGGAGCGCUGAUGAAGCAGGUGAUGGGCGCCAAGGAGGACGCUCCUGGAACCUUCAGCAGAGGAGCUCUGGGUCAAAGGGCCAAAGUCAUCUCCCUCUCUCAGCCCAAAGUGUCUGGCAAGGCCAGGAACCCUCCUAGAGGUAAAUGGGGCAGCAUCCGAGGCAGCGGGCGUCUAAGUGCCUACAACCCAGAUGUGGGGACACGUCUGGCUGGGAAAGAGUCUCCACAGCCCAACGGGGGGCCGAGCGAGGCCAUGUUCCUCCGCCAGCAGAAGGCGUACCUCUACAUCAUCGGGGACAAAGCUCAGCUCAAGGGAGGGAAGCAGGACUCGUUCCAGCAGUGGGAGGUGGUCCCCAUCGAGGUGUGCGACGUGCGGCAGGUGAAGAACAGCUUCAAGAAGCUGAUGAAAGCCUGCGUACCGAGCUCCUCGACCUCCGACCCCAACAUGAGCUUCCUGCGCUGCCUGGAGGAGUCCGAGUGGAUGGCGCUGCUCCACAGGGUGCUGCAGGUGUCUGUGCUGGUGGUGGAGCUGCUGGACACGGGCUCGUCAGUCAUGGUCAGCCUGGAGGACGGCUGGGACGUCACCACGCAGGUGGUGUCCCUGGUGCAGCUGCUCUCUGAUCCCUACUACAGGACAUUCGAUGGUUUCCGGCUCCUGGUGGAGAAGGAGUGGCUGUCGUUUGGCCACCGCUUCAGCCACAGAGGAGCUCAGACGCUGGGCAGCCAGAGCAGCGGCUUCACCCCCAUCUUCCUGCAGUUCCUCGACUGUGUGCACCAGAUCCACCUCCAGUUCCCCAUGGAGUUUGAGUUCAGUCAGUACUACCUGAAGUUCCUGGCCUACCACUACGUCUCCAACCGCUUCCGCACCUUCCUGCUCGACUCGGACUACGAGCGCAUCGAGCUGGGCGUGCUGUACGAGGAGAAAGGCGAGAGGAAAAACCCUCAGGUGUGCAAGUCUGUGUGGGACUACAUCGACAGGCUGAACAAGAAGACGCCCGUCUUCUACAACUACAUGUUCUCUCCUGAAGACGACGAGGUGCUGAGGCCGUACACCUUCAUCUCCAACCUGAAGGUGUGGGACUUCUACACGGAGGAGACGCUGUCCGAGGGGCCGUCCUACGACUGGGAGCUGAGGGGCCGGCAGGAGCGCGCGGCCGAAGACACGCCGGAGAAACCCGACACCAGCGGGCCUAAAUCUCAACGCCACAUUGUGUGGCCGUGCUACGACAACCUGACCAAGGUGGUGCCCGACGCCAUCACCAAGCUGCUGCAGGACCUGCAGAGUCUGGAGGCCGAGCUCGGCCAGGCGACGGAUAAGUGGAAGGACACGUGGGAUAAAAUCAAGACCACGCAGAGGACGGAGACCAAGCUGGAGAGCAAGCCUUCCUUCUCCAGCUCGCUGCUGAUGUCAUCCAACCUGAGCCAUCAGCGGCGUUCUCAGGGCGUUUACCUGCAGGAGACCGGUGUGGGAUCCUCCAUCAACCUGGCUCUGGACUGCGAAACCAGCGCCACGUCUACGCCCGUCCCCGGUCGGCCGAGCACCAGCACCCUCUACAGCCAGUUCCAGAGCAGCGAGAGCGAGAACAGGAGCUUUGAAGGCAUUCUCUUCAAGAGAGGGGCGUUGUUGAAACCAUGGAAACCGCGGUGGUUUGUGCUGGAUAAGACCAAACACCAGCUCAGAUACUACGAGAGCAGGCAGGACAAGGAGUGCAAAGGAGUGAUCGAUCUGGCUGAGGUGGAGUCUGUCACCGCGGGAACGCCCACCAUGGGAGCGCCAAAAAACAUUGAUGAGAAAGCCUUCUUUGAUCUCAAGACGACCAAACGAGUGUACAACUUCUGCGCCCAGGACAGCCUGAACGCACAGCUGUGGAUGGACAGUGUUCAGAGCUGCCUGUCAGACGCAUAGAGGCGAGCGGCGAGGGGAGGAGCCUGUGACCACCGUGCUCUGUGUUGAACUAAUGACUUUGCGUCACAAUGUUUCAGUGUUUUUGUUAUAAAAAGAAAAAACACAAAAAACCACUCGCUGUCGUAGCUGCAGCAUGAAGAUCCUUCCAGUAAACCGCCCUCCUCCCCUCCUACUAACCUCACUGCCCUGCCGCACACUUUGGGGAGGAAUGACGGAGGACUGCAGUCGGCCCGGCCUCGUACGGACUUCCAGGGCCCGACGGCUUCUUCCUCUUCCACUGCCUGACGCGGCGCUCUCACGGCGCAUUCAAAGGAAGUUCAAGAGGAAGCGGCUGCAACGAGGGGGCUCGUCAGCGGUUCAUGAAGGAUUUCCUUUCAGUUUUUUUUGCUUUUUAAAAAUCUCAAAUUUGUUCCAGGAGGAGGUCAGCGCUCCUCCACGCGUGGCAACGACACACUGUGAACGCCAUGAACCGCUCGAUCAAAGAGCCCAGCAGGUGUUGAGAGUGUCGGUGGACUCGUCACCGACAGUGUUUACAGAGGACCCUCACUACGCUGUGCGCCAACGUUCACACUCUGAAGGGAAGCUGAAGGAGGGACUGCUUUAUGAAACAGGUAGAAGGAGACCCAGGUGUGUAGAGACACCGAGUGGGAGAGGAAAACUCCCGUAUUUCUUUAACCGCUCAAAUUGUCUCGUUUCGACUCUCUGCCAUGAAUCGCUUUGUUCUCUGAUUCCCAUCGUGGUUUACGUAUCGAGCUUCCUCCUCUACGAGCGAAGCAGGUAAAUGCAGACGUGGUGACAUCGCUGCCUGCAGGGGACUCGUGUGGCGUACGCGAGGACCGAUUCAACUGAACAUUUUUAAAACACCAGAACUUUUUCUCGAUGUUGUUGUCGGCAGAAGUUCCAAAUUUAAAACACGCCUCAGCCAUCAGUCCAGACACGAGACCGUAAGAGCUGUAAGUGAAAUACUGUCGUUUCCUGCAAUGACGGCGGGGUGGUGACGGUCACACAGGCGUGUCACGAGGCGUGUCACGAGUUUCCACGCUGUUGUGUUUAGACAUGAACAAUGCAGCACGAGCGGCGUGGCCCUGGGAGCGCGGUCGGAGGUUUCAAACAUCUGUGUCUGUCCCUCCACGAGCAUCGAGCACCCCAAACCCCGCUCUGUAAAAAUGUCCUACUGCUGUCUUUGAACAGGUUUUUGUGCUAAUAACUCUUUUGUAUAUACUACUCCAGAUUUGUAUGUUUAUGCUAGUAAUUUAUUUAACUUGUCUCCUCAGUAAAGUUCCUCAAGCACCACUUUAUUUUGAAAUUAGGAAUUCAACGUGCCAUUUGUUUCUGUAUUAAUGUGACUAAUGCUUUUUGGAAAUGUAAACCCUUAGUGUCUUUUUUCUUUGUGUAAACACGGUUGUCCUUAAACAUUAACAUUAGAGUGGAAGGGGCGUGUUAGCGGCAGAGGAAGCCUCUUCACCGCGCUGCUCGCCCGCAGCGACGGGACGACGUGGACUAACAAAGGUCAGAGGUCAGGUGUUCCUGGUGCAUCGUUGUGAGAUUGAAGAUAACACAGAAAGAUUCAUACUGAUUGACGCUGAUCCUGUGAAUAAAUUAUUCUAAUAAAAUCCUUUUUUUUUUUAGUAUCCAGUCUGUUUGGCUAAUAUUCUGAUGCUCCUCAGUUUAUCUCAGUAGGAUUUGCUGGUGUUAGCGGUGCGAGCAUGAUGUUAUCAGCUACCUAUAAAAGUCUGCAGGCUCCUGCACCUCACGGUCAAAGGUCAAACAGUCUCUUCGAUGGUUUGGGUGAGGAACAGAUACCCGUGGGAGACGCUCGCUGCGUCCUCGUGUCGGCCCCAGCUCACCUUUCUCACUCUCGUUUACUCAUCUCUCAACAAGCGGCUGCAUCGCCCCAAGAAUAUGACAUCAUCAGUUUAUUUAUUUGUUGUUUUUUAUUAAAUUAGAAAUGACCUUCUGAGCCGGGUUAUGUUGUCAAUCAUGUCGAGUUUUUAGAAUCCCAAUAAAAAACUGUGGGUUUAAA
Messenger RNA from Neolamprologus brichardi, 7450 nucleotides. Lineage: Eukaryota; Metazoa; Chordata; Actinopteri; Cichliformes; Cichlidae. The record is from RefSeq and is a predicted model, not a curated record.